Podarcis raffonei (Aeolian wall lizard) is the source of this 1889-nucleotide messenger RNA. Its product is annotated as IQ domain-containing protein C-like. Gene Ontology annotation, molecular function: protein binding. The record is from RefSeq and is a predicted model, not a curated record. The coding region runs from base 502 to 1047 and encodes 181 amino acids. The transcript has 5 exons. Lineage: Eukaryota; Metazoa; Chordata; Lepidosauria; Squamata; Lacertidae.
GAUUAUAUUACAUUAAAUAUAUCAUAUCAUACUGGUAUAUCAACCUGCAUCUUUCCGUUAUAAGGGAUUAGUGUAUAGGAUGAGCCCUAAAAUAAGGGGCAGUUAUUUGGAGAAACAAGAGACUAAAAAUGCAGUGGACGAUAUUAUAGACGCCUGCUGAGAAAUCCUCGACCGAUGGUGCUUAAUGUAAUUGUACCAACAAUUAAUUUGGAAGCAAAUGACGAAAGACAUUCACCUCCGUCAUCCAGCCCGGAGAACGAAGAGAGCGCCUGGACAGCGCCACUUAGCGGCCGCUCUGAGGAACUUAAGGAAAAAGGAAGAAGAAAAGAGCCUGCGCUUGUCGCGCUUCGCUGACGUCAUCGAGAGACGCGGUUGCCAGGGCAGCCAACGCUGAGGAAGAUGAUGGAGGAGAGCGAGGAAGAGCGGCAACGACUGAUGCUGAGGAGGAGAGUGGUGACUCUUCAGGUGCCGGAAGCAGGAUAGUGGGUGGCAUCGGUUGGCAUGGUGGACCUGUCACUCAAGGCAGACCUAGGGGCUCAUGUCAGGGGUUACCUGGUCAGGAAGAGAUUUCAAAGCUUAAAGGGGGAAUAUGAGAGCAUCGUCAAGGAGAUUGAAGGGGAUCUGGAUUGGCUGAAGUGGGACAGUCAUUCCAUGCCUGUGCCGGUGUUUCUUCCAAAGUCUGUCCAGAAACCAAUAAAAGCCAAGGAAUUAAGUGUCCAAGAGCCAGGGGCCAACAAGUUGCAUGAAAAGGAGGCAGUGCUUUGUCGUCAAGAUGAGCUACUCUCCAAAAAAGACCUUGAUUACAAGAUGCAAUCACCAGCUGAAGUGGUGGCAGAAACUGAGGCUGAGGAGCAUCUUGUGGGCAGGCCCCCUGGGAAUGCUUGCAGCUUGCCAGGAGAGAGUGAGGAAGGCAAGCACCACAGUAGCAUGUCGUCUGAAUGGAGCAGCAUGAUCCUCAACAUGGAGUCUCCGAGGGUGAGCCAAGAGCUUCAUUUCCAAAGAGUACCAGAGAUGCCCCAAGCUGUGCCUGACCUCCAGUGCUACUGAAAGCACUUGGCCAUGGAGCUGCUGUGGCUGCAACAAGCGAUUGCCAGCCGUAAGAACUAUUUGAUCCUGAAACAGAAGUUGGGGAGCCCAGAGUGACUGCCGACUUGGAGGUCUCCAGCCUAUGUUCCCAGUCAAACAGAAACAGAUGUAACUGCUCUUACCAGCCAUCAGGGGGAAGAAAGCAUUGGGGGAGCAGCUCCCACCAUGACUGCAGGGAAAAGCUUGUAGUUCCCUGGAGCUGGCUACUCUACAUGCCCCCAGCUUUGAUGUUUGUGAAAGCAACAGUGAAGACUCUCUUCCGAUUUAUCUGUUGUGAGUGAGGCUCAGAGCCCAUUUCUACAGACUGAUAGCUGGUCUACAUUGGAUGAAAUCUGAACUUUACACGAGCUAUUAGCACCCUUUAUGGUCUCUGUAUUGGCUUGUUCUGCAGUCUGUUGGUUGUUGACCUUGGCUGCAUGUGGAUGAUUUAACAGAAGGAGGUAAGUCCCAAAUUGGAGGCGGAGCUUUGUGGCUUCGUAGAGUUCAGCUCCCAUAACUGUACUCCAGUGCUUACAAAUAUCACUGUGAAGUGACAGACAUGGCUCUUAACCUUUGUAGAAUAGGCUGCAUUCAAGCCACACAGUGUUUAGAUGUGCAUCAGCACACCCACAACCACCUCUCCAUCCUCCAUGGACAAUAUCUAAAAAGGUUUAAAUGCACACCUGUGACAGCGGGUGUAGUGCAGAGACUUUUAAGGGAAGAUGGAUGAAGAAAAAGCCGAUACUGUGGAGAACACACAAGAGGAUAACAACUGGGUGGCAUCAUCAUGUAGGUGUCCCAUAAAAAAUGAGGGAACAAUGUGU